UAGUACCCAUCUACCACAGAAGGUGAAAGAUCAUUUACUUCUACUGAUUACUAAUACUACUAAUUUGAACUCCUCCACAAGAGUGCAAGAAGUAAUCUGGGGAGUGAGAAUAAGACUUGCCUUCUAUAUAUAACAGCCUUGUUGCUCUUCUCUCCCUUCCACUAUUACUGUCCCCAAUUUGCAGAUCAACCUUGCUCUCUUCUCGUUGUUAUCAUGCAUCUUCCUCUGAAAAAAGUCCCCAUUUACACACCAAAAUGGCUAGCAGCUUGUGCAUCAAUGUUUGCUUCCUUGAUGCUUAUUCAGUCCAUGACUAACAAUUUUUAUACCUUGAUCCCCCAACCCCUCCAGAGGUUUGUCAUUUCCAUUGUCAUCGGCUUCUUCAAACGAAGCGUACCCCUUUUCAUCCAAAGGCUUCUCCUUUCAGCCUACCAUGAGUUCUCCAAACGAUUCUUUCAUGACCCCGUCAUGACCUUACUAGUUGAGGAAUACCAUGGCUUUUGUGACAACGAAAUUUACCAUGCUGUGGAGCACUACUUGCAUAGCAAAAUCAGCCCAAAUACUCGACUCCUUAAAAUAGCGCAAACCUGGCGAGACACUAGUUCCUCCUACCAAUUUGUUGACAGGCAAGAGUUUGAAGACGUGUAUGAGGGCAUUGAGCUGAAAUGGAAGUUCAGUUCCACUUCCAAUCAGCAAAGCUUCCAGCUUAUGUUUGACGUAAGGCACAAGGAAGCAGUGGGGUGUUCUUACAUUCCUUAUGUUUUGAAGAGGUUUAAGGCCAUGAAAGAGGAAACAAAGAUUGUCAGGCUGUGCACACUAGCGAGGAAAAAUGGGCAUAACAUCAAGUGGCAAUCAAUAACAUUCGGAAACUACUCUGCCACAUUUGCUACUCUAGCCUUGGAUCCCAAGCUGAAGGCAUCGAUUUUAGAGGAUUUGGACCGGUUUGUGAAGGGCAAACAGUUCUACCAAGGUGUAGGAAGGGCUUGGAAGAGAGGCUAUCUUCUAUAUGGUCCCCCCGGCACUGGUAAAUCCUCCCUGAUAGCUGCAAUUGCUAAUCAUCUCAAGUUCAACAUCUAUGACUUGCAGCUCUCACAUUUGAAAUCCGAUGUGGAACUGAGAAGUGUACUAGUUGCAACCACAAACCAAUCCAUACUUGUGAUUGAGGAUAUAGAUUGCGGUCUGAAGCUACAAGAUAGAACCCUUGUUAAGACAACCAGCAGUUCGAAAGAGAAAGACCACGCAGAUGAGCCGGCGAUUACACUUUCUGGCCUACUGAACUUCAUAGAUGGCCUAUGGUCUGGUUCAGCAGAGCAAAGGAUAAUCAUAUUCACUACCAAUCACAAGGACAAGCUUGACCCUGCAUUGCUGCGUCCCGGACGAAUGGAUAUGCAUAUCCACAUGUCAUAUUGCACCUUUGGUGGGUUCGAAACCUUGGCGCGCAAUUACUUGGGGAUCAAAGAACACCAGCCUUUGUUUGAUGAGAUUGAAAGCCUGCUGCAAAAUGCAGAGGUCACUCCUGCACAAGUGGCGCAAGAGCUGAUGAAGAGUGAGGAUGCUGAAGUUGCACUCCAAGGUCUGAUCACAAUGCUGAGGGAGAAGAUCGAACAUCAAAGGGUUGGAGAUCAAAUCAAAAUGAGAGAAGAUGAAGACAGUGACUAGUUCUUAAUUGUAGUGUAGUAACUACUAAUAGCUAAUAAGUAGUAGUAGUGGUGAAGUGGGUGUUGAGACUAGCUAGUUGGUGGUAUAGUGGUGAUGUUGAGGAAUUCAUAGAAGCAAUUGAUAGAACACCUUACUAAUAUCAAUUGGAUGUCCCUCUUUCAGUGUUAAUCAAGCAAUAUUCUCAGUUCUUGACAAAAU
Molecule: messenger RNA, 1854 nt
Organism: Rosa chinensis
Lineage: Eukaryota; Viridiplantae; Streptophyta; Magnoliopsida; Rosales; Rosaceae
Product: AAA-ATPase At3g50940
Exons: 2
Coding region: 214-1656 (480 amino acids)
Molecular function (GO): ATP binding; ATP hydrolysis activity
Source: RefSeq, a predicted model, not a curated record